This is a messenger RNA of Macadamia integrifolia, 1087 nucleotides long. Its product is annotated as ATP-dependent RNA helicase FAL1-like. The transcript has 7 exons. The record is from RefSeq and is a predicted model, not a curated record. The coding region runs from base 241 to 876 and encodes 211 amino acids. NCBI's taxonomy places the organism in Eukaryota, Viridiplantae, Streptophyta, Magnoliopsida, Proteales, Proteaceae.
ACAAGAUUUUCCAUCUGAAAUAUUUUAAGUCGUAAUAUUCCAUUGAGAAUUUGCGGGAAUAUUCGCCUUAACGAUUACGCAGUUGUUUGGAACUCCAUUUGGUUGAUUCGCAGCGAUGCUGGACACAAGAAAAAUAGAUUCAGAGCUUCAAACCCAAUUUUUAAUCCCCUACAGCUACGAGGCGACAACCCUUCCGUAACUUAGGUCAUACUAUAUUCGUCUUCUUGCUCUUGGGAGAAAAUGGCGGUGGAUGCCGUCAAAACCUCAUCUUCGUCUCCAUCUUCUUCCCAUUUCAGUCAACCACGCCAAUACUACGUUGCCGUCGACAGACCUCAAUUCAAGAUGGUGACGUUGGUGGAUCUGUUGCGCGUGGCAAGCAAACGUUCUUCCUUGCCUGUAGUGUUGUGCUGCAGCUCUCGCGACGAGCUUGAUGCCGUCUGCUCUGCUGUUUCCAACCUUCCUAACAUUUCCUUAGAUUCUCUGUACAGUGACUUGGCUGAAGCUGAACGCAUGCUGAUAUUGGACAAAUUCCGUCAAGCAACCAUGAAAUUGAACCACAACCCUGCUGCUAAUGCUGAAGUAAACCGUGAAACUGGAAAUGAAGAGCAUGAGUUGUUUAUGAUGGUUGUAACAGAUGCAUGCAUACCUCAUGUUUCUUCGGGGGAAUCAUCUAUUUUUGCUCGUGUUUUGAUAAAUCAUGAGUUACCAACUAAAAAGGAAACAUACUUGAGGCGCAUGGCAACCUGUUCAGCAGCAGAUGGAAUUGUGAUCAACAUGGUUGCUGGGGCUGGUGAAGUGAUGACCCUGAAAAACAUUGAGGAGAGCACGGGUCUAGUUAUAGAGCAGAUGCCCAUAGAUAUGUUUGAGAUACUAUGACGAAGGCCAAUUGCAAUAAGGGACUUGGAAUUUUUCAUGAUUUUGUUGGACAUGGCUAAAAUGGUUUUUUUCGCAUGCCUAGAUCUGUAAUUUUUUCAGCUUGUAUUCCAUCCAUUUGAAGGCAAAGAGUCCUGACAUGGUUGUGCAUGCUAUUUCCAAGAGAGGUUAUGUAGAUAUAAAAUUCAAAUGGUGAGUCGGUUCUGUUGCAUUA